UGCUCUUAACUUAGUUAACUCAAACAACGACAACUAGUAACACAGUACAGUUAAGGAAAUAGUAGACGAGAAAAACAAGAAAAUAAUUUUAUUAGAAAGUUAGAAGUGAAACCCGUUAUUUCAUUCUCGGUUUCAUACAGACAUAUCUCAAGUUCAAGUGUUAGUCAAAAUAAACUUUUCUCAUUAGUUAACUUAUUUUUCGUCUUUUCACUAAAAAAUAGAUUAAUAUAUCUAUUUAACUAAGAUUCAAGAGUAUUAAAAAUCAUAAUAAUUAUUCACAAUGACAACAGUAUACACUAGUGCAGAAGUUGCACGUCAUAAUAGUGCUAAAGAUCUAUGGAUGAUUAUUCAUGGUGGAGUGUACGAUUUAACAAAAUUCCUACAAGAACAUCCAGGUGGUGAAGAAGUUCUAUUAAAGCUUGCUGGAGCUGAUGGAACUGAAUGCUUUGACGAAAUGGGUCAUACAACUGAGGCAGUUCAAUUACGAGAGACUUUUAAAAUAGGAGUUUUAGCAGCUGGAGAUAAAGGUGGAUCAACUAGUCUAGUAUUUGAUAAAAAAUCACCAUCAGUUGAUGAUGAUGAUUGGGAAUAUCAACCACCAGUUAAAGAAUCUUCUAAUUUAAAGCCACUUUUUAUUGGUAUUCUUGUUGCUAUUUAUGCUUUUAUAUAUUAUUAUUUUCUAUAAAAUGAAUGUAAAUUAUUGACAUUUAAUUAUUUAUCAUCAAAGUAGAUCAAUAAAAUACCAAAGUGUAUCAAAUAAACAUGAUAAAAAAUAUUUUGAUUAAAUAAAUCGAAUCUUUUUCUAGCUACUACUCUGAAUGCAUUAUAUAAUUCUUUCAAAUAUGUAUUAUACAUUAACUAUUUUACAUAUUUUUCUGUUAAAAAAAAAAAUAGACAAUUAGAAGUGGAAAUACCAAAAUAACAUCGUCAUGCUGACGAAGACAAUACAGAUAGUGAAUCAUUAAUAAAAGUUAAAUGAUAAACAUAUAUAUAUAUAUUUGAUUUAUAAAAAAAAUUUCAAAUGUAAGAAUUGAUAAAUGAACUUUAAUCAAUUA
Messenger RNA from Chelonus insularis, 1055 nucleotides. Its product is annotated as cytochrome b5-like. Gene Ontology annotation, molecular function: heme binding. Lineage: Eukaryota; Metazoa; Arthropoda; Insecta; Hymenoptera; Braconidae. Gene Ontology annotation, cellular component: intracellular membrane-bounded organelle; membrane. The record is from RefSeq and is a predicted model, not a curated record. Bases 281 to 685 code for a protein of 134 amino acids. The transcript has 2 exons.